AUGACACGCAUCAGCACGCGCACACAGCCCCAGUUAUCCGAAUCCUGGGCAGACAUGGACGAUUCGCAAACUGAUGAAGAUGGAUUCCAACCACGUCUUCGUGAAGCAUACUACAACACUCACAAAUCUGGUGCCUUGCUGAACUCAGCGAAGACGACGGACUUUCACGAAAGUGCAUCACAGAACCAGGCCACUUCAACUCGUCGCAAACGGAAUGCUUCCCAGAUAAGCCAAUCAUCAGCGUUCGUCAUGCCUACGCCAGAAUCCAGUGGAUACCUUGAGACUCCUCCGACUAGAACGACGAGACAGUCCCCAAGGCCCGCCGUGAGAGCUUCAGCCAUCCGCAAAUCUGUGCCUGUCAAGCGUGCUGCUCCAGUCUUUCCAUCACCAAGACGCAAGACUACCAAGUCCACCACGCAGGAUGUGUCGCCGGACUAUGUCCAACAGAUCUGGCGAAAUGCUGUUGUCCCUUUGCUCAAGUAUGUGCUCUCAGUCUUUUCAAUCGCUGCGAACGCCCUCAAGCCAAUCCUUGGAUACACCUUGAUCGUACUUCUGAUGGCGGUUGGUAUCGGUAUUGCAAAGACCAUGGUGGUACACAGCGUUACCAACGCUCUAUCGCCACUGUGCAACAUCCCAGGAGCCGGCUACCUCAAUCUUCCCUUCUGUGCCAUUGGACAUCAUGAUGGACAUCGAGGGCCCGUCGAAUUCGACAAGCUUGUCGUCACACAAUCCAAUUUUGAGGACAUCCUUGAGGCCUCUGUUCACCAAGCUGCUCUACCUCUAGCCAUGAAGAACUCAGAGUUGUCCAUCCGCGACCUGCGCACAGUGGUCAGACACUCUAGUCUGGGCUCACGCAAUGAGCUCGUCAAUGAGUUCGAUGGUUUCAUUGAGACUGCCCGCCAAGCCAGUGACGGUCUGUUGCAAUUCAACUCGCGCAUAUCACGCGCCCUUGACGGAAUCCUCUCUGCAAACCGCUGGACGAUGAAAGUGCUGCAAGGCAUUGAAGCCACUCCAGACUCUGAAGGCAUCAUCNCCCGCUUCUUCUCACAGUACCUAUCUGCUUUCUCUCUGGCCAUACCCCAAGAAUCCUCGGAAGACGUUAUCUAUGAUCAGUAUAUCCGUCACACCUCUGAAGUCGAAGAGCAAAUCCAAGUCUGCAUCCUCGAAGCAAACACCCUCCUCGAAGUCCUCGAAAACCUCGACGACCGCCUACACCAAAUCCAAGACAUUGCCCACCGCGAAGACCUCAAAGUCGGCGAUGCCAAAGCUGAACUCUUGGGCUUACUCUGGACAAAACUGGGCGGCAAUAGAGGUCCAUUGGCAAAGCAAGAGCAACAAUUGGCUACACUGAAUGAUGUGGGCAGGUAUCGCAAGACUGCUAUGCAACACGUCAUUUCGACUCUGGUCAAACUCAAGGAUAUCGAGAAUAAUUUGAGUCAGCUUAGGGAUGAUGUUGCUGCACCUACUAUUGUGGACAGAAAGAGAAUGCCUUUGGAGAUGCAUAUUGAUUUGAUCAGUUCUGCUGUUGAUCGCUUGCAGACGGUUAGAGAUGAGGGUCGCAAGGAGAAGGAGAAGAUGCUGCAGGGAACUCUGCAUCAGAUCAAUGAGCAUGCUGCCGAUAAGAGGAUUGGAUAG
Molecule: messenger RNA, 1635 nt
Organism: Aureobasidium vineae
Lineage: Eukaryota; Fungi; Ascomycota; Dothideomycetes; Dothideales; Saccotheciaceae
Source: the annotation of a GenBank genome assembly